CCUACAGACAGAAACAUGGCAUUUAAUGGUACUUGGAAAGCAGACAGAAAUGAAAACUAUGAAAAGUUCAUGGAGGCGAUGGGUGUUAACGUGAUGAAAAGAAAGUUAGGAGCCCAUGAUAAUCUGAAGAUCACCAUUCAACAAGAUGGAAACAAAUUUACUGUCAAAGAAUCAAGCAAUUUCCGUACCAUAGAUAUUGAAUUCACUCUGGGAGUCAAUUUUGAGUACAGUCUGGCUGAUGGGACUGAACUUAGUGGUUCUUGGAACAUGGAAGGAAAUAAACUUGUAGGAUCAUUUACUAGAAAAGAUAAUGGAAAAGCACUCGCAGCAUACAGAGAAAUCGUAGGUGAUGAACUUGUUCAGACCUACGUAUAUGAAGGAGUUGAAGCCAAGAGAUUCUUCAAAAGGGGCUAAGUACUUCACCCAGAACAGCACCAGAAUCAAAAAAAAAAGAAAAAAAAGACCAUUUUUCUACACAUCCUCUGCUUUUUUUUUCUUUUAUCCCCUCACAGCACCUCCUAAGCUGCAAUUACUUAGCCCUGUUGAAAACACCGGCUAGUUCCUUAUGUUUACUGUUUUGCCUUGAAUAAACAAAAUCCAAUUACAAUUU
This is a messenger RNA of Aptenodytes forsteri (emperor penguin), 610 nucleotides long. RefSeq names its product fatty acid binding protein 2 (gene FABP2). The transcript is spliced from 4 exons. The record is from RefSeq and is a predicted model, not a curated record. Gene Ontology annotation, cellular component: cytosol; nucleus. Gene Ontology annotation, molecular function: fatty acid binding. Gene Ontology annotation, biological process: fatty acid transport. Bases 16 to 414 code for a protein of 132 amino acids. NCBI's taxonomy places the organism in Eukaryota, Metazoa, Chordata, Aves, Sphenisciformes, Spheniscidae.